Molecule: messenger RNA, 525 nt
Organism: Daktulosphaira vitifoliae (grape phylloxera)
Lineage: Eukaryota; Metazoa; Arthropoda; Insecta; Hemiptera; Phylloxeridae
Exons: 2
Coding region: 1-525 (174 amino acids)
Source: RefSeq, a predicted model, not a curated record
AUGAAUUCACCAGAAGAAGUUGGUGCUUAUAUUGGUCGAAUAAAUUAUGUACAAAGUGUACAACAAUCAUUAGAGAAAGAAUCUUCAGUAGUAAUCGAUGAAGGUAUGAUUCAAUGCGGACCAACAAUCACUGUUGCGGAUAAGAGCAGAUUGGUCGAAUUAAUUAAAAAUUAUAGAGAAUGUUUUGCACUAUGUAUGGAAGAGUUGGGUUGUACAGACAUGAUAGCAAUGGAUAUCGAGAAUGACAAUCAGCCUGUCAUAUCAAAACCUUACAAAACAUCAGAAAUAGAACGGGGAAAAAUUGAUGCAAUUGUCAAAGAAUGGAAGAGAUUAGGAAUUGUUACAGAAACAGAUUUGUGUUACGCUUCACCAGUACUACUAGUGUCAAAGAAGGACGAUGAUCAAUUGCAAGGACUAUCAGAAGCUAAAAUAUUUUGUGUUCUAGACUUGGCAUCUGGGUAUCUACAAGUACCAUUGACUGAAGAAGCUAAACGCAAGACUGCAUUCAUAACCCCAANCAGCUAA